CAAGAAACCAAGUCGGACGAAUUGGUGGCGACGUUGUACGGCUUAGAAACGGACACACGUUACUUCAUCGCUGUUCAAGCUCGAAACGUCAAAGGAGAUAGCGAGAUGAGCUCUGUGGCUACUGUGACUACUAAACAUGGAAUACCUGGCCAGCCGGUAUCGCUCACCGCCAAGCCGCUUGACUCGCGCCGAGUGCAGCUCGCUUGGGAGAAACCGCUAUUUUCGCUUCCAGUAACUGCACCUACUGGACCCCCACGUCUUCUGAACGUCACCGCCAUUUCGCCUACGGCUCUGCAUGUGCUGUGGGCGGCUCCGGAUGCUGGCAGGAAUCCCUUGGUUCAGUAUCGUGUACGGUAUCGUGUUGUGACGACCGAGAAUGCUACCUCGGAGAGUGUGAGCUCAAGCUAUGAGGAAGUCGUCGAUGAUGAGAUACUUGCAACGAAGCCACCUACUUGGUACAGCACUCUGUGGAAUGCUAGUGAUGUGAUGGCGAACGUGACUGGUCUGCAACCGUUCACCGUCUACGAGGUCACCGUCGCAGCUGCUACCGUAGAAGGCUUUGGACCUGAAAGUAGUCCGUUACGGCGGCGAACUCAUGAAGAUGCAGACAAUGAGGAUUCUCUACCUGGUAAGUAA
Messenger RNA from Ostertagia ostertagi, 636 nucleotides. NCBI's taxonomy places the organism in Eukaryota, Metazoa, Nematoda, Chromadorea, Rhabditida, Trichostrongylidae. The record is from the annotation of a GenBank genome assembly.